CAGGAAGCCCCAGCCUGCCAGCACCUGUUCCAGGUUCCUGCUCCCAGCCCAGCAUGGCAUCCCCCCUGCCUGUCCAGACCUUGUCUUCCAUCCUGAUUCUGCUGGCUAUCCUCGCUCCAGGGGCUGCAGACUUCAACAUCUCAAGCCUGUCUGAUCUGCUGUCCCCAGCACUAACAGAAAGCCUGCUAGUUGCUUUGCCUCCCUGUCACCUCACAGGAGGCAAUGCUACACUGAUGGUCCGAAGAGCCAAUGACAGCACAGUGGUGAAGUCCAGCUUUGUGGUGCCUCCAUGCCGGGGGCGCAGGGAGCUGGUGAGUGUGGUGGACAGCGGGUCUGGCUUCACUGUCACUCGGCUCAGUGCAUACCAGGUGACAAACCUCGUCCCAGGAACCAAAUACUACCUUUCCUACCGAGUACAGAAGGGGACAUCCACUGAGUCCAGUAGAGAGACCCCAAUGUCCACCCUUCCUCGAAGGAGCAUGGAGUCUAUUGAGUUGGGAAUGGCCCGGACUGGGGGCAUGGUGGUCAUCACAGUGCUGCUGUCUGUUGCCAUGUUUCUGCUGAUUGUAGGCCUCAUCAUCACCCUGGCACUGGGCGUCCGCAAGUGA
Castor canadensis (American beaver) is the source of this 608-nucleotide messenger RNA. RefSeq names its product uroplakin 2 (gene Upk2). NCBI's taxonomy places the organism in Eukaryota, Metazoa, Chordata, Mammalia, Rodentia, Castoridae. The record is from RefSeq and is a predicted model, not a curated record. Gene Ontology annotation, cellular component: apical plasma membrane. Gene Ontology annotation, biological process: epithelial cell differentiation.